This is a messenger RNA of Nicotiana attenuata, 1269 nucleotides long. RefSeq lists its product as uncharacterized. The coding region runs from base 1 to 1269 and encodes 422 amino acids. The transcript is spliced from 2 exons. Lineage: Eukaryota; Viridiplantae; Streptophyta; Magnoliopsida; Solanales; Solanaceae. The record is from RefSeq and is a predicted model, not a curated record.
AUGAUAGUCAGUACUUGGAAUAUUAGAGGGCUGAAUAAGCCCUUUAAACAGAAGGAGUUGGUGCUCUUUCUGAAGAAGUACAAGGUAGAGGUAAUGGGACUAGUUGAGACAAGGGUGAAAGAGAAUAAGGCAAAAAGAAUAGCCCAGAAGAUAGCUAAGGACUGGAAGGUACAGUAUAACUAUAACUGUGCAUAUAAUGGGAGAAUUUGGUUAUUGUGGAAGCCUCAUAUCCACAUUCAGAUUCUUAUGGUAGAUGCACAGUUUGUUCAUUGUGAAGUGGAAGAACAAAUUAGUCAGAAGAAAUGGCUUUUCACUGUUGUAUAUGCUUAUAAUGAAUUGAACACAAGGUGGCAGUUAUGGAAGAAGCUUAUUGGUAUAGGUUCUAAUAUCAUAAGUGACUGGCUAAUUAGUGGUUAUUUUAACAAUGUAUUACUAACAGAUGAUAGAAUUGGUGCUCCCAUAACACUGGCAGAGGUACAAGAAUUUAAGGAGUUCUUGGAUAAAAUGCAGCUCACUCCCUUGAAAAGCACAGGAUGUUGGAUGAUGAACAAUGGGCACAUUGAAGCAGAAAAUUUGAACCCUGGUGUAUCUGAUCAUUCUCCUAUACUAAUGAAUUGCCAGACUGGUAUAAUUCAACAACACUUGUAUCCUAGACCAUUUAGACUGUACCAUAUUGUCCUUCGCCAUCCUGAAUUUACAAGGAUAGUGAAAGAAGUAUGGAUGCAGAAUGAUAGAGAUAUUGGGAAGGCAAGGACAUGGUAUAAGCUCAAAAGACUAAAGGAGUCAUUGAGAAGCCUGAACAACUAUAUGGAAUCUUAUCAGAGAAAACCGAAUCAAGCAAAGCAGAAGUUAGAACUGGUUCAGCAUCAACUGUUUCUGCAGCCUUUAAGGCAAGAAUGCAUAGAACAAGAAAAGGAAGCUUUGUUAGAAGUGGAGAAAUGGAUUGACAUUGAGGAGCAGGUGUUGAGGCAGAAGUCUAGAGCUACUUGGAUUCAACAUGGAGAUGGAAAUACAAAGUACUUCCAUGCUCAAUGGAAGAUGCGUACUAAUACAAAUGCAAUUGUUUUUAUUCAAAAUGAUGCAGGUAUUAAAUUAACAGAUCCUAAGCAGAUGGAGGAGAAAUUUCUGGACUUCUUUAAGAAAUUGAUGGGUGAGUCAUCACCAUUGCACCCUUGUCCAGAUGCUGAGGUGAUUAAAAAGGGACCUUGUCUAACAAGGCAACAACAACUGGAGCUGAUCAAGGCAGUCACAGAGGAGGAGAUUAUAUGA